Orbilia oligospora ATCC 24927 is the source of this 1128-nucleotide messenger RNA. RefSeq lists its product as uncharacterized. Bases 1 to 1128 code for a protein of 375 amino acids. The transcript has 2 exons. The record is from RefSeq and is a predicted model, not a curated record. Lineage: Eukaryota; Fungi; Ascomycota; Orbiliomycetes; Orbiliales; Orbiliaceae.
AUGACUGCAAUUCCAGGCUCUAGAGGCACAUUAGUUGUGAUCAAUUCGACAGGCCGUCAGACGUCUAGUGUUAUCAGAGUAGCUUCUGCUAUCGGAUAUAGAGUUCGGGCACAGUUAAGAUCGGCGACCAAAGGACCCAAAGUAGCGCUCGCACAGGAGCUAGCAUCGCUGCAAAACGUUGAACUAGUUGAAGGGUCAUUGAGUGACCCGAAUAUCGUGAACAACUUGUUCAAGGGAGCAGAUGUCGCCUUUAUCAAUACGACGUUUUGGGGUGACGAGGUAGCCAUCGGCAUGUCUCUGGCGAAAGCGGCGAAAGAGGCCGGGAUUAAGCAUUACAUCUAUUCAAGCUUGACGGAUCACAAGAAAUGUUGGGGGAAUCAUCUUCCGCAUCUUCCAUACUGGGCUACGAAACAUCAGGUUGAGGAAUACAUCCGGUCAGAGCUCCUGAAGGAUAUGCCUACAACCUUCGUCUAUGCCGGAAUCUACAAUAAUAAUUUUUCUACCUUUCAUCAUUUGCCCUUAUGGGAGCUGCAACUCGCGGACGAGAAGGAUGGCGGCGGAUUCGUUUGGACUGCGCCAUUCGACGAAGACUACAAGAUGCCAUUCCUAGACGCAGAACACGAUACCGGCCCAGCCGUCAUCCAAAUCCUCAAGGAUGGCCCCCAGAAGUGGAAUGGAGCUAGAAUCCCACUGGCUUUUGAGUACCUUAACCCUAGAGAGAUAGCGGCGGUGUUUACAAAGGCGUUAAAUCGACCGUUUACCUAUAAGAAGGCGGGGCUUGAGAUCAAAGCAAAACUCCCUGAUGGCUAUAUGACACAAGUCCUUGCCAUUGCGGAAUUGUUUGGGACCCAUAGAGCGGAUUACUUCCCUCCAGGUAUGACCGCACCAGGUCCCGCAAGAAAGAUAUGGCGCGGAUGGCGCGGACUUGAAGAAUACGCACGGGAGGUUUUCCCUAUUGAAGAAGCACAUAAUGGCAGAACAUGGAUGUACGGGGAUGAGGAAGAUGAGGACAUAAUGGAUGGUGACGAGGAGUUCGACGAAGAAGAAAUGGCUGGCAGUCCCGAGAAUACCGUUGUCGGAGACGAGGACACAGCGAUCUACAGCUACAUUGGUGACCAGAAACAUUGA